AUGUCAGACUUAGAUAAUCUUGAGAAAGAGAUUGAAGAAUUAGAAACGAAAGAAAAAAGAUUGAUCCAGGAACUGGAGAAUUUCAGAAAUGGAUCAAUUGGUUUGGGGCCGAGGGGCGACUUCGAUUCCAGUGCUCAAAAUGACGUUUCAUAUGCUCUCGCUGAGGAAACCAGCAUCAGCAGGACACCCUUGAAACCCCGUCAAUUGGAAUUGCCCGAGAUUCCUCCAGACGUUCCAGAAGAUGUUUACGUAUUAAUGACUCAAAAGGCCGUUGAACUUCGUAUGUUCGACGACGAGAUCGCUGAUAUUAUGAGUACUGAUAUCUUGAGAUCACCAUCAAAACGACUCCACCUUUUGAAUAAAACAUCCAAGAGCAAGCUCUCAGGAAAUGUAGCUUCUGAAAAUGUCCUACGUAUGUUUGGAAUCAGUGCUUUCCCGCUUGUUGAUCCCAGCGAUUUAAUUGACAACGAGACACCCGUCAAGGCGGCAGAAAAUGUCAUUGGAUUGAGACUAGAAGUCUUCAACGAACGGCAACGAGUUUUCGAAAAACCACAUUAUAUUAUCUUGAGACGGAACCCAAAGAACCAGGCGUGGUCAAUUUUUAAGCACACCGUCCCUGUAUUCAUCAAUAUCCAUGGCAUGUUUACGAAAAUGGGAAAUGGUGGACCAAUUACAGAGCAGGAGGACAUCUACAUUUUCACACGGGACGUUUACACGUCUCUGACAGAAACAUGUCGAAGAAGAUGUCUCUUAGAAGAUUUGGUAGAAGCAUCGGUUAUCUCGUCGCUCACUAUGGACGCCGCAUGUACCAUUGUAACUUUCUCAAUUGCCUGUGGACUCCAUUUGAAGUUGCAAUUGCGAAAUUUGGAAGUAUAUGCGUGCUCCCUGAAUGGUACUAGACAACAAGAAUCUUUAAUCACAGGUCCGCUUGCAGAACUGCGUCACAAGUUGGCCACCUUUCACUGA
Messenger RNA from Lachancea mirantina, 966 nucleotides. The record is from the annotation of a GenBank genome assembly. NCBI's taxonomy places the organism in Eukaryota, Fungi, Ascomycota, Saccharomycetes, Saccharomycetales, Saccharomycetaceae.